AUGAGCACUGUGCGCCUCCUACAAUUAGCCCAUCUCCUGAUAAGUUUACAAGUGCGGAUGACAUCAGCAAGAGGUGUACCCAUCGAUAUCUUCAAUCAAGAUGGGAGUGACAUGGCACUACCGCACGAAGAUAACUUCAACGCUCUGGAAGGCUUCACUGGAAUUAUGUACAAUGCUAUUCCUAGCACAUCGAACUCUAAGUGGAGGUUGCAAGCUGGAAACGACUACAUAAUUCCGUAUACCAUUACUGGGCAGUAUGAACCAAAUGAAUUAGAGAUGCUCAAGAAGGUGAUGGAGCAUGUUCAUGAUACAACAUGCAUACGUUUUAAGCAAAGAAAAGACGAGAAGGAUUAUGUGGAGAUACAAAACAACUUUAAAGGAGGGUGCUACUCUCCUGUUGGACGGCACAGCGGAAAACGAGUCAUGAACCUUGAGGCCAAUUACGCAGCCACAUGCUUUACACCGAGGAUAUUGCUUCACGAAUUAUUUCAUGUGAUCGGUCUAUUUCAUGAACAUAUGCGUUUUGAUCGUGACAACUACGUCACGGUCCACUAUGAUAAUGUUGAAAGAAGAUACUGGAGUCAAUUUCAAAAACUUACACUAUGGCAAGCGACUACAUAUAAUAUUCCGUACGACUAUAAGUCCAUCAUGCAUUAUUCUAAGACCUCAUUUGCAAAACCUGGAACAAUUAGCAUGGAAACAAAGGAUCCGCGAUAUCAGUUGAGCACUGCAAAAGCCGCUACUCCUAGUGACUAUCUGAAAGUUUGCAAAAUCUACGAAUGUAAGAGAUGCUUGGGAGACAGUACUGGUAACAGCGACCAAGAUUUGGAUUGGCUGCUAACCGGAAGUUCGUUGCCGAGCACGAGUGGAGCAGUCUUCGUGAUUGUAAUUGGCAUGUUCCAUUUUUGGAACUAGUUUGAUGGCAAUUGGAUCAGCAUGAAAACGAAUCUCCAUAGUAUCGAAAGAGAUGCUUUGAUGGCAUUAUGGAUAGGCGCUCUUAAAUUUUUCUAUACGCACAGGUUGUAAAAAAAACAAUGGUUGUUCUGUGAGCUGUGCUGUGCUUUUGUUCUAUGUUCUGCUUUUGUAACAAAACACCAGUAUACAUUUUGAUCAAUGACGUACGAUAAGUAUAUUAAGGUAAUUUUUGCCGCAAGGUCAUCUUACUUCCGAUCAGAAUAUGACGCGUACUGUUUUGUACAAGUAGCCAUUUUUGUGGUAUUAUUUGUAAAAAGUUGAAUACUUCUAGAAAAUAUAUCAAGUCCGGCUUAGUGGCACUACUAUGGCC
Cylicocyclus nassatus is the source of this 1285-nucleotide messenger RNA. The record is from the annotation of a GenBank genome assembly. NCBI's taxonomy places the organism in Eukaryota, Metazoa, Nematoda, Chromadorea, Rhabditida, Strongylidae.